AAACCCUUAAAACCUCAAGGACUUGUGUAACGCCAUAGCAGCCAGCCAUAGCAGCAAGCAAAAGCAGCAAUGGUCAAGUCGUACCUAAGGUACGAGCCAGCGUUAUCGUUUGGUGUAAUAGCAUCGGUAGAAGGUAACAUUGCAUACGACAGCUCAGGGAAGCACUUACUCACGCCGGCGCUCGAGAAGGUCGGUGUUUGGCACGUCCGUCAAGGCAUCUGCACCAAAACCCUAGCUCCUUCUACCUCUUCUUCUCGCAGUGGUCCCUCUCUCGCUGUCACUUCUAUCGCACCCUCGCCUUCUUCCUCCUCUCUGGUAGCGGUUGGAUAUGCUGAUGGUAGUAUAAGAAUUUGGGAUAGUGAGAAAGGAACCUGUGAGACCACACUGAAUGGCCACAAAGGGGCAGUGACUGUUUUACGUUAUAACAAGCCUGGGGCUUUGCUUGCAUCUGGAAGUAAAGAUAAUGAUGUUAUACUGUGGGAUGUUGUUGGAGAAACAGGCCUUUUUCGCCUUCGUGGGCAUCGUGACCAGGUUACUGACCUUGUUUUCUUGGAGUCCACUAAAAAACUUGUUAGUUCUUCAAAAGACAAAUUUUUGAGAGUAUGGGAUCUAGAAACACAGCACUGUAUGCAAAUAAUUAGUGGACACCACAGUGAAAUUUGGGCAAUGGAUGCUGACCCAGAGGAGAGAUACUUAGUCACUGGUUCAGCAGAUCCAGAAAUUCGAUUUUAUACAAUCAAGCAUGACUCAGAAAAUACACAAGCCAUAUCCAAUGAAAAAGGAGCUGUAAUUGUGAACAGUGGAGAUAUGCCUACUCAAAAUAAAUGGGAAGUCCUGAAGUUGUUUGGUGAGAUUAAGAGGCAAAGCAAAGAUAGAGUCGCAACUGUGAGAUUCGACAAGGCUGGAAGUUUACUGGCUUGUCAAGUGGCUGGGAAGACUGUGGACAUAUUCCAUGUACUAGGAGAUGUCGUAGCAAGCCGUAAAGCUAAACGCAGGCUUCAUAGGAAGAAAGAGAAGAAAUCUGCCAAGGGGGCACUUGGGACAACUGAAUCUAAAGAGGAUACAAAACAUGCAUCCGAAGAAGAUGGAAAUACCCCCACAGUUACCGUUUCUGAUGUUUUUAAACAUCUUCAAACUGUUCGAGCUGGCAAAAAGAUCUGUUCCAUUUCAUUUAGUCCAAUUACUCCAAAGAACUCCUUGGCAACUUUAGCUUUGUCUUUGAAUAAUAAUCUAUUGGAAUUUUACUCCAUUGAAAGCAGCACAACCACAAAAACUCUAGCAAUUGAGCUACAAGGGCACCGUUCUGAUGUCAGAAGUGUUACACUCAGUUCAGACAAUACUCUUUUGAUGUCAACCAGUCACAAUGCUGUAAAGAUUUGGAAUCCAAGUACUGGUUCUUGCCUUAGGACCAUUGAUUCUGAUUAUGGACUAUGUGGUUUAAUCAUCCCACAGAACAAGUAUGCUUUUGUUGGAACUAAAAGUGGAAAGAUAGAGGUAAUUGACAUUGGUAGCGGUACUUGCAUUGACACAUUGGAAGCUCAUGGUGGGCCUGUACGGUCUAUUGCUGCUCUUCCAAAUGAAAAUGGUUUUGUCACAGGCAGCGCUGAUCACGAUGUUAAGUUCUGGGAGUAUCAAAUCAAACAGAAACCUGGUCAAGACUCGAAGAACCUUGUUUUGUCAAAUACAAGGGCUAUGAAGAUGAAUGAUGAUGUUCUCGUGGUUGUAGUUAGCCCUGAUGCUAAAUAUAUUGCUGUUGCACUGUUGGAUUGUACAGUCAAGGUUUUCUUCUUGGACUCGUUCAAAUUUUUCCUUUCAUUAUACGGUCACAAGCUGCCUGUGCUAUGUAUGGAUGUUUCAUCAGAUGGAGAUUUGAUUGUUACUGGAUCCGCAGACAAAAACUUGAAGAUUUGGGGUUUGGAUUUUGGUGACUGCCACAAAUCCCUUUUUGCUCAUGGUGAUAGUGUCAUGGCAGUGCAAUUUGUGCGGAAUACCCAUUAUAUGUUUAGCGUCGGAAAAGAUCGGCUUGUAAAAUACUGGGAUGCUGAUAAAUUUGAGCUUCUUUUAACCCUUGAGGGACAUCAUGCAGAUGUUUGGGGUCUUGCAAUCAGUAGUCGUGGUGAUUUUCUUGUUACAGGAUCCCAUGAUCGAUCACUACGUCGCUGGGAUCGUACUGAGGAGCCUUUUUUCAUUGAGGAGGAGAAAGAGAAAAGGUUGGAAGAAAUGUUUGAAGCUGACAUUGAGAAUGCAUUUGAAAACAAGCAUGUGCCUAGAGAAGAACUUCCAGAGGAGGGAGCUGUUGCCUUGGCAGGGAAGAAAACACAAGAAACCCUUUCUGCAACCGACUUAAUUCUUGAUGCUUUAGAUGUAGCAGAGGUAGAAUUGAAGCGUAUUGCUGAACAUCAGGAGGAGAACACCAAGGGAAAUGUUACAGAAUACCAACCAAAUGUUAUCAUGCGUGGGCUCUCUCCAUCUAAUUAUGUUCUCCAUGCUUUCACAAAUGUUCACACCAAUGAUCUGGAGCAGACAUUACUGGCUUUGCCAUUCUCAGAUGGCUUGAAGCUUCUGUCUUACUUUAAGGACUGGACCUCAAAUCCCGAUAAGGUUGAGCUUGUUUGCAGGCUUGCUACUGUGCUAUUGCAGACACAUUACAAUCAGUUGGUUACAACCCCAGCUGCAAGACCGGUGUUGACUCUUCUCAAAGACAUUCUUUAUGAAAGAGUCAAGGAAUGCAAAGAUACGCUGGGUUUCAAUCUUGCUGCGAUGGAUCAUCUCAAGCAAUUGAUGGCUUCAAGAUCAGAUGCACUCUUUAGAGAUGCAAAAGCAAAGUUACUAGAAAUCCGCUCACAGCAGUCAAAACGUCUGGAAGCAAGGACUGAUACAAGAGAAGAAAAACAGAGAAAGAAAAAAAAGAAAACAUCAAGUGACAUGCAUGCUUUGACAGGAUUUUGAGCAACACCAACACUGUGUCCUAGAAAUUGAAUAGUUACGAGUCAGCCAAUGGUUAAUCAGUAAACAUUACAAGUCUAAUGCCUGAGAAAGGACCUCAUCCAGAUUCCAAACUUGCUGCUUGGUACUUUAUCAAAGCCUUUAUGCAUAAGUUGGAAAGAAAUUCAUUGCUGGUGAGGCAAAGACGAAGGAUGCUUCAAGUUAGCAACAGGUAGUUUUGGUGUCUUUAUAUCAUGUAGUAUAUGUAAAAUGAUUGUUUGAUAACGGAAAUUUGAGUUUUGAAUGAGGUAUGAGAUGAUCGUGCAGUUUUUAAAAAUUAUUUUAUCCUUUUUUCCAUAGAAAAAUGAUUUGAUUAAAUGUAAUGAUCAUCUCACUUGUUUAAUCGGAAUUUUCCAGACAAAUAUUUUGUCUGGAGUUGAAGGCA
This is a messenger RNA of Populus nigra (black poplar), 3370 nucleotides long. RefSeq lists its product as uncharacterized. The record is from RefSeq and is a predicted model, not a curated record. Gene Ontology annotation, biological process: maturation of SSU-rRNA. Bases 70 to 2949 code for a protein of 959 amino acids. Gene Ontology annotation, cellular component: small-subunit processome; Pwp2p-containing subcomplex of 90S preribosome. Gene Ontology annotation, molecular function: snoRNA binding; protein binding. NCBI's taxonomy places the organism in Eukaryota, Viridiplantae, Streptophyta, Magnoliopsida, Malpighiales, Salicaceae. The transcript has 12 exons.